AUGGUAUUACCAGCCAACUUACAAGGCAAUUUGAUGCCUUCUGAGAUUAAUUUCUUAGCUGAAAAUGAACUAAUUACAAUUUUACCAAGAUAUACUAUGAAGAAAAUACAACUAAUAGGUACAAAAAUCCCCAAUUUAAGAGCUAUGAGACGAGAAUCAGUUCCUCUUUGGGUAGCAUUAAUAUUAAAGUCACAAGAUAAAUGUAGCAUAGUACCUCCAAAAUGGUUGAAUGUACCAUAUUUGAAAGAAAAAUAUGAUGAAGAAUUACGAAGACCACAUCAAUUUAGUGAUUUACCUUGGAAUUGGCUAGAACUUUCCAAGAUACUAUUAACAAGAGCUGCUGAUGAUUUGCAAGACCCUCCACAUCAAUUAAGAUCAAUCAUACAAGAUUUGCGGGAAAUACGAUUGGUGAAAUCAAGGAAAGGUCUACGAGAAUUGAAUGAAUCAAAUAUACAAUUGAAUGGGUUAUCAUUGUUGGAGAUUAAUGAAUUAAGGCCGUUUGUUCUUAAUGUUAUGAAUAAAUUGAGGCAAUUACAUGAUUCGAGUCAGACUAAAGCAGCUGAAGAGAUUGAAGACGAAGAUAUGGUAGAUGUUUCUGAUGAUGAUUAUUAG
Messenger RNA from Hemisphaericaspora subhashii, 612 nucleotides. It is a transcript of the gene PSF2, whose product is annotated as DNA replication protein. The record is from RefSeq and is a predicted model, not a curated record. Lineage: Eukaryota; Fungi; Ascomycota; Pichiomycetes; Serinales; Debaryomycetaceae. The transcript is spliced from 2 exons. Gene Ontology annotation, cellular component: nucleus; GINS complex. Gene Ontology annotation, biological process: double-strand break repair via break-induced replication; DNA replication. Bases 1 to 612 code for a protein of 203 amino acids.